Cyphellophora attinorum is the source of this 1602-nucleotide messenger RNA. Its product is annotated as Trichodiene oxygenase. Gene Ontology annotation, molecular function: heme binding; iron ion binding; oxidoreductase activity, acting on paired donors, with incorporation or reduction of molecular oxygen. The record is from RefSeq and is a predicted model, not a curated record. The coding region runs from base 1 to 1602 and encodes 533 amino acids. The transcript has 4 exons. NCBI's taxonomy places the organism in Eukaryota, Fungi, Ascomycota, Eurotiomycetes, Chaetothyriales, Cyphellophoraceae.
AUGGGCGCCGACCUCUUCCAUUCUCUAACUUCGGUCGCCAAGCUGGGCUCGAUCGCGUAUCUGCUUUAUCUUGUUGUGAGCACAGUUGGUCUCAUCGUAUAUAGAGUGUUCUUCCACCCCCUUCACAAGUUUCCUGGUCCACGACUGGCUGGUGCAACAUACUGGUACGAAACCUAUCAGGACCUCUUCACAGGCCCGUACCCGGGCCAAGGAGCAUACAACAUCGAACGCCUUCACAAGCAAUAUGGCCCUAUCGUCCGCGUUAGCCCCGACGAGCUCUCCGUCAAUGAUCCGGACUGGUUCGACACACUCUACAAAUCUGGUCGACGCGACAAAUGGCCCAAGAACUCCAAAGCCAACGGCUCGCCUGGCUCCAUCGCCUCCACCAUCCACUAUGCCCAACACAAGGCACGGCGCUCCGCCAUCACGCAGUUCUUCAGCAAGCAAGCCGUCAACAACCUCGAAUCCAUCAUCGGCGCGAAGGUCAACCAGCUCACUAACGGCAUCGAGCGCGAAUUCCGCCAGAAGGGCCAAGUGCUCAACACUGGCAUUGCUUUCACGGCGCUCACGCUAGAUGUGAUCAGUGAUUAUUGCUUUGGACAGUCGUGGCGGUGUCUCGAGCGUCCUGAUUUCGCGCCAGAAUGGAAGAAGACGAUGACGAAUUUGUUCGAGCCUGUGCCCGUGAUGAGGAACUUCCCAUGGAUCAUGGGCUUCAUGCAAUCGCUACCGGAUUGGGUCAUGGCGAAGAUGGCGCCGGAUAUGGUUAUCUUUGCAGAGGCGAAAAAUAGCGUGCAAAGACAAGUCGAGCGCAUCAUCGCCGAGCGCGAAGCCUCUGCCACAGGCACAAAAUCAUCCUCUCUCGGACGCCCCGAGCCCGGCUUUGACAACAGCUCCUCGCGCACAAUCUUUCACGCCGUGCUCGACUCGCCUCUCGGUUCCGAAGAGAAGACUGUGGACCGGAUUACGGACGAAGCCUUCGUGAUGAUCGUCGCGGGCGGCGAGACUACCGCAAAGACUCUUACGAACGCUGUGUACCACCUCCUGGCCAAUCCUGCAUGGCUGAAGCGUGUGCUGGCCGAGUUGGACCAGGUUAUGCCUGACCCGAACGUCCUUGCUCCUUACUCGAAACUAGAAGCGCUGCCCGUGUUGGGGGCCGCGAUCAAAGAGACGUUGCGGAUUAGUGCGCCGGUGACGAAUCGGGUGCAAGUGAUUGAUCCGGAGGGCGAUUUGAUGUUCGGUGACAAGUGGGUGGUUCCACGAGGCACCCCGGUGAGUAUGAGUGUGCCGGCCAUCCAUCUUGACGCGGCGUGUUUUCCGCAGCCGAUGGUGUUUGAUCCGGAGAGGUGGAUUAGUGAGGAGACGAGGGAGAGGAGCUUGAGGUAUUAUAUGCCAUUUCAUCGGGGAACGAGGAAUUGCGUGGGGCAGAACCUCUCAUACGCAGAACUCUACCUCGGUCUCGCUGCCGUGCUGCGCCGCUUCGAGCUCGAGCUAUACGAUACAGUGCGGGAGAGAGAUGUCGACACGGUCAGGGACUGCUUUGUGGGGAUGCCGACACCGCAGGCCCAAGGGGUCAGAGUGAGAGUUCUGGGGAAGCGACCUUGA